UUUGUAGCAGACCCAAUAAGCCCAUUCAGAACUUUGCUUUAACCCUCAACUUCUUGCCACCUCUCCGCCGCUCACUAAAUUCUGCAGACAGAAUUCUGCCCCUUCUACUUUGAGCCAUGAGUUUCUGCUGGGGUUGUGUAAACUAUUGAAACUAGAGAUAGAUAAGUUGAGCACCACGAGAUCUCAGGUUGAUCAAAUGGAGAAGUCAAGUACAGUAGAGGAAUGCCAAGACAUGAUCCGAAGAAGUCUUAGAACUCCAAUGGUGAAGUUCUUAAAGGAGCAUUUGGAGAAAUCUGGUUGUCGAAUUGGUGAUAACUUCAUAAAAGCUAUCCAUUGCGACAAGAAAGUUGGCGGCGGCUAUUUUCGUGGACAUGGGAUAGUUGUGUGCAGUAACUACUUGUCCAUGCAAGAUGAGGUGAAUCAAGUUGUCAUACAUGAAUUAAUACAUGCAUAUGAUGAAUGUCGUGCCGCAAAUUUGGACUGGGCUAAUUGCGCUCAUCAUACUUGUAGUGAAAUCAGAGCUAACCAUCUUAGUGGUGAUUGCCAUUACAAACGGGAAUUACUGAGAGGUUAUCUUAAGAUACGGGGCCAUGAACAAGAAUGUGUGAAGCGAAGAGUUAUGCAAUCGAUGGCAGCUAACCCAUAUUGUUCAGAGUCGGCGAGUAAGGAUGCCAUGGAAGCUGUCUGGGAUAUUUGUUACAAUGAUACCAAGCCCUUUGAUAGAGCCCCUUGAAACAUAAUGAUAAUCAGUAGCUUCUCAGAGGUAACCAAGGUGGCCUUCUGGCAACUCCGAUACGGUGAUAUCUGGGAUAGCUAUCACCUGAAGAUUGAAAAAAAUCGCGGUAGCAUUUUUGAGGCAUAUUGACUUCUCUGGGAUGUAAUUAGCAUAGGUUUUUAUAAAGUUCACAUGGAUUUUUUUUACCUAUUCAAGGAAUUUUUCAUAAUAAGUGUUAUUUUUUUUCUUGUUAUUCAAUAUGAAUUAUUCUUGUGUCUAUCAACAUGUAUUAAAUCUGAGACUUCAAUUUGCGGCAUUAAAUAAUUAUAACAUUUGUACACUCAGUUUUUCUUUUCCAACAA
Solanum dulcamara is the source of this 1077-nucleotide messenger RNA. RefSeq names its product mitochondrial inner membrane protease ATP23. Gene Ontology annotation, biological process: mitochondrial protein processing; mitochondrial proton-transporting ATP synthase complex assembly. The record is from RefSeq and is a predicted model, not a curated record. Lineage: Eukaryota; Viridiplantae; Streptophyta; Magnoliopsida; Solanales; Solanaceae. Gene Ontology annotation, cellular component: extrinsic component of mitochondrial inner membrane. The coding region runs from base 197 to 733 and encodes 178 amino acids. Gene Ontology annotation, molecular function: metalloendopeptidase activity. The transcript is spliced from 7 exons.